Molecule: messenger RNA, 441 nt
Organism: Penaeus vannamei (Pacific white shrimp)
Lineage: Eukaryota; Metazoa; Arthropoda; Malacostraca; Decapoda; Penaeidae
Source: RefSeq, a predicted model, not a curated record
AUGGCGGUAGCAGCGGUGGCGGUGGAUUUGGAGGUAAUGGAGGCGGUGGAUUCGGUGGAGGUGGAUUUGGCGGAGGAAGCGGCGGCGGCAGCGGUGGAUAUGGCGGUAGCAGCGGUGGCGGUGGAAUUGGAGGUGUGGAGGCGGUGGAUUCGGUGGAGGUGGAUUUGGCGGAGGAAGCGGCGGCGGCAGCGGAGGAUAUGGCGGAGGCAGCGGAGGCGGAGGCGGUGGCAGUGUAGUUGCCGGAAUUCUGGUUGGCAGCGGAACUCUCUCGGGAGGAGGCGGCGGUGCGGUGGUGGCGGCGGAGGCGGUGGUUACGGAGGUGGAAGCGGAGGAGGUUUUGGCGGAGGAAGCGGAGGAGGUGGAGGCAGUUUUGGUGGGGGAAGUGGAGGCGGAUUUGGAGGCAGCGGAGGUGGCAGCAGCUCAGGCGGAUACGGAAGGUAA